AUAACAAUGACUUUCAUUCCAUCGGCUCAUGCCACGGAGCUAUUACCUACGCUGGUUAGAAAUGCCAAGCUCUCUAGAGAAGAAGACAAACAGUUAGAUGCUCAAGAGAAUCAUGGAGAUAUGAACCUUGCUAUCACCAAAUGCAGUGGGGAGACAAAAGCCAAUUUGGCUGGAGUAAUUACUCGCUACGUGGAAACUCUAAAUCAGUACAAUUUGCGCAACUUGGGCUAUCCAACUAAUCAGAAUUUCAACUAUGAUGCAUUAGCACCGUUGCUUCAUUUUCACCUCAACAAUGCUGGUGACCCUUUUCUAGGGAGCAGUUUUUCUCUAAAUUCAACAGCAUUUGAAGUUUGCGUUCUUGAUUGGUUUGCAAACCUUUGGGAGAUAGAGAAGGAUGAGUAUUGGGGAUACGUCACAACUGGUGGAACUGAAGGCAAUCUUCACGGGAUUUUAAUAGGGAGAGAACAAUUUCCAGAUGGGAUUAUUUAUACCUCCCAAGAUUCACAUUAUUCAAUAUUCAAAAUAGCAAGAAUGUAUCGAAUGCAGUGCGUGAAGGUUGGUACAUUCGUUUCUGGUAAGAUUGAUUGUGCUGAACUAAAGACUUUACUACUUGCUCACAAGGACAAGCCAGCCAUCAUCAAUCUAAACAUAGGUCUCCUCGUCUUUGACAACUACUUUUGUGCAAAUUGGACUACUAUGAAGGGAGGUAUCGAUGACCUUGAUCUAGUAAUUCAAACACUUGAGGAAUGUGGUUUUACUCGUGAUCGAUUCUACAUUCACUGUGACGGAGCACUAUUUGGAAUGAUGUUGCCUUUUAUUGAACGGGCACCAAGGAUUACCUUCAAGAAACCUAUUGGAAGUGUAGCCAUUUCUGGCCAUAAGUUUUUGGGGUGCCCAAUUCCUUGUGGUGUUUUAAUUACUCGUUUAGAGCACGUGAACGCUCUGACUAGAGAUGUUGAAAUCAUUGCUUCAAGGGAUGUCACAAUCACAGGUAGCCGUAGCGGGCAUGCUCCAAUCUUCCUCUGGUAUGCUCUUCAAGAAAGAGGUUUGAUAGGACUCAAGAAAGAAGUGCAGAUGUGUAUCAAGAAUGCACAUCAUUUAGUGGAUCAACUACGGGAUAGUGGCAUUGGUGCAAUGUUGAAUGAAUUUAGUAAUACUGUUGUCUUUGAAAGGCCUCUGGAUGAUGACUUUACGCGUAGCUGGAAUUUGGCAUGCACAGGAGAUAUUGCACAUGUGGUGGUGAUGCAACACAUUACCAUUGAAAUGCUGGGCUCCUUUGUCAGUGAAUUUCUUCAAAAACGAUCCAUUUGGUUCAAAGAUGGACGGUUUCAACCUCUAUGUAUUGCAAACAAUGUUGGUUCUGGAAAUUGUGCUUGUUCAAUGCACAAAACAUUAUCAUGA
Messenger RNA from Gastrolobium bilobum, 1401 nucleotides. RefSeq names its product serine decarboxylase-like. Gene Ontology annotation, biological process: carboxylic acid metabolic process. Bases 7 to 1401 code for a protein of 464 amino acids. Gene Ontology annotation, molecular function: carboxy-lyase activity; pyridoxal phosphate binding. The record is from RefSeq and is a predicted model, not a curated record. The transcript is spliced from 6 exons. NCBI's taxonomy places the organism in Eukaryota, Viridiplantae, Streptophyta, Magnoliopsida, Fabales, Fabaceae.